AUGCCUCUGAUCCCCGCUGCGACGGAGAAGAAGAUCCAGCUCUACAGCAAGGACUACUACCUGGCUUGUGCCCUAGGUGGAGUGCUCAGCUGUGGCCUCACUCACACAGCCGUGACUCCCCUGGACGUGGUCAAGUGCAACAUGCAGAUUGACCCCACGAAAUAUAAGAGCAUCGGAUCUGGUUUCUCCAUCACUUGGAAGGAGGGUGGCUUGGGCGGGCUUGUGCGUGGCUGGAUGCCAACUCUCGUUGGCUACUCCGUUCAGGGCGCUGGCAAGUUCGGCCUCUACGAAUACUUCAAAAAGACAUACGCCGACGCCGUAGGUCCAGAGAACGCUAAGAAGUACCAGACCGUCGUUUUCCUGGCUGGAUCUGCUUCUGCGGAAUUCUUUGCCGAUAUCGGCCUGUGCCCCUUUGAAGCCGUCAAGGUCAAGGUCCAGACAGUCCCCGGCUGGGCCAAGGGCUUGAGCGAUGGCUUCCCGAAGUUCAUCCAGCAGGAGGGCGUUGCUGGGCUGUGGAAGGGAAUCACGCCGCUUUGGGGCCGCCAGAUCCCCUACACCAUGAUGAAGUUUGCCUGCUUUGAGAACACGGUGGUGGCGCUGUACAAGUAUGUGGUGCCCAAGCCCAAGGCGGAGUGCAGCAAGACAGAGCAGCUGGGAGUGUCCUUUGCGGCCGGGUACAUCGCUGGAGUCUUCUGCGCGGUGGUCAGCCACCCAGCAGACAACAUGGUGUCCAAGCUCAACUCCACCAAGGGCGCAACCGUCGGCAGCAUUGUCAGCGAAAUGGGCUGGGUGGCCCUGUUCACUCGUGGCCUGCCCCUGCGUAUUCUCAUGGUUGGAACGCUGACCGGAUUGCAAUGGGGCAUUUACGACGCCUUCAAGGUCUACGUGGGACUGUGA
This is a messenger RNA of Coccomyxa subellipsoidea C-169, 897 nucleotides long. Its product is annotated as mitochondrial phosphate carrier 1, minor isoform. Gene Ontology annotation, cellular component: mitochondrial inner membrane. Bases 1 to 897 code for a protein of 298 amino acids. The record is from RefSeq and is a predicted model, not a curated record. The transcript has 6 exons. Lineage: Eukaryota; Viridiplantae; Chlorophyta; Trebouxiophyceae; Coccomyxaceae. Gene Ontology annotation, molecular function: phosphate transmembrane transporter activity. Gene Ontology annotation, biological process: mitochondrial phosphate ion transmembrane transport.